AUGUCACGACCGAGCAAUAUUGCGCGCCUUUCCCUUCUUUUCAUCGCAUUCGUUUCCUGCGCAUCAUUUGCGUUAGCUUCUUCGCCCGCAUCAUUUUGUAAAUGCACCUGCUUCUCGAACAGUACCAUCAUCCCUCUCGAUCCUGAUAAAGGAGGCUCAUCGUCAUUCAACAAUGCCUUCCAUUUUCUUACUCGCAGCGAAGACAUCGAUCCAUCGAAUGAGAAAAGAGCUGGCAACUAUCGUUCAUUAAGUUGCAAUGACUGCAAUCGAAAGUUUUGCCUAGGUUACGACUUGCCGACCUGCAAGGGUGCGAAAGAGGAGGAUGUCUUUACAACGUGUUUUCAAAGGGACUCGAGGAAAGACGAGGCGAUCGUGUUCAUUUUUAUAAUUGCGACGGGCGGGCUUUUAAUAUGGGCUGUCUUCAGACCCUGGGUGCAAAAAUGGAUUGAGGCUGCGCGAGAACGACGGUCCUACAUGCCAGUUUCCGAGAGUCCGCGACUCUAA
This is a messenger RNA of Aspergillus calidoustus, 504 nucleotides long. Lineage: Eukaryota; Fungi; Ascomycota; Eurotiomycetes; Eurotiales; Aspergillaceae. The record is from the annotation of a GenBank genome assembly.